Molecule: messenger RNA, 869 nt
Organism: Oxyura jamaicensis (ruddy duck)
Lineage: Eukaryota; Metazoa; Chordata; Aves; Anseriformes; Anatidae
Exons: 3
Coding region: 119-535 (138 amino acids)
Source: RefSeq, a predicted model, not a curated record
CAGAAAGGCCACAGCACAGGUCCCAGCUGCACUGCAAGCCUCUGUCCCACCACCCCCAGCUCACACCAAAGCAGACACCUGAAAAAGACGGAGCUCCCCAAGAGCAGCGCCCCAAGAGAUGCUGGGGCAGGUGCCAUGGGCAAAGCUGUCUCCUUCUGGCCCUGUCUUCCUGCUGCUGGCACUCUGUGCUGUCUUGACCACCCAGGACAUCUGCAGCUCCCCAGGUGAUGGGGACCUCCCAGCUCCAGCACUAUUCCUGAACACCUCCAGCGCUCAAGAAGGGGAAUUGGUUACACUUCGCUGCACCAUUGAUGGCCAUUCAGCCCCUACCCGAACUGUAUUCUGCAAGGACAGGAUGGAGGCACACAGCCUGAAAGGGCAACUAGGAAAGCUGAGUUACACCAUCAUUCUAAAUGUCACCCAGGGGAGCAAGGGGAUAUACACAUGUGGGUACCAGCUCAGAGAUGACAACAACCGAGUAAGGAGCUCUGCCCUCAGUGCUGGCCGCAUCCUGGAUGUCCCCGGUGAGAUAUGACUCUGGGCUGGAGGGGUCGGAAAGGACGGAUGCACUUGCCACGAAAUGGCUGUGCUGAGGCAUGUGGUGGCAUGCAGGGCAUGGCUGUGGGGUGGUUCCCCCACGGGAGUGUUCCCUCUCCUCAGAGGCUGCCCCUAGAGAGAGAGCUGCUCUCAAGGGUUCCUCUGUUCCUGCAGCACCACCUCUGCUGCAGAGACGGGGCUGUGCAAAGCCCAUGCACAAAGAACAAGGGCUGGCUGGGGAUGUGGAUGGAUGCUGGUCUGAGGCAGGGAUGCUCCAAGGUCUGCCCUGUACAUUGAUGUGCCUGUGGCAGGGGAAGGCGGAUGAUUGUCAU